AUGCCGAUUUCCCGUAGCGAGUUCCUUUCCUAUCGUUAGCGAAUUAUCAAUUCAACAAGCUGUAUUGAUAAUUAAUCUAUAUCCAAGCCGUGUGACACUACGUCAGGUACACAGCAUCCAGGUAGGCGGACGGCGGUUACACAGAUGGACUUGUUCUUUCUGCGAUGAUUUAACAGUAAUGGAUAGAAGUGCUAUGGAUUCCAUCAACAUAUUUGGCUUCCUGUUUUUUAUUCUACUUCAAGGUGUUGCUGGGAAGGUUAACGUGUCUGCCCUUAUGACACAUCUCUUUACGAACUACCAUAAAGACAUCAAGCCUGUCUGCGAUAAUACCAGUCCGAUCGAAGUUCGCAUUGGAUUAGCUCUCCGACAGAUUAUCGAGUUGAAUGAACCAAAGCAGCUACUUCAGAUAAACGCUUGGUUAAGAUGGAAUUGGGAAGACUGCAACCUUGUGUGGAAUGCAACAGAGUUCGACUCUAUUGACCAUCUGAUUGUCCCUGUCAGUAAAGUCUGGAUACCAGAUAUCACUCUCUACGACAAUGCCGGUAGUUCUGUCGAAGGUGUGAAAGACUACAGACUCAGCAUUGGAUCGUCUGGCUCAAUGGCUUACAACUUCCCAACUGUCAUCACAAGUCUCUGUCAAGUAGAUGUCACUUACUUUCCAUUCGACACGCAGACAUGCGCACUUACGUUUGGUUCCUGGGCCUACCAUGGGUUACAGCUGAACAUCACCAACAAAUCCAUAUCGGGAGACCUGACAUCAUUCGUCAGCAACGUAGAGUGGGACGUGAAGGCCAUCAACAUCAUACGUCACGUGACCUUCUAUGGAUGUUGUCCGGAACCAUACCCGGAUGUGACGUUUUACCUCGUGCUCGACCGGAAGCCGCUAUUUUACUUGCUGAACUUGAUGUUUCCGUGUAUGUUGAUAACAUCUGUGGCAUGCCUAGGAUUUCUGCUUCCCCCAGACUCUGGGGAAAAGGUGUCACUGGAGAUAACAGUCCUACUGUCCCUUGCUGUUUUCCUCCUGGUCGUAUCUGAGACAUUACCGCCGUCAUCGGAAACUUUUCCAUAUAUAGGUGUCUAUUUCCUGUGUGCCAUGCUGUUGGUUUCCAUUUCCUGUCUGAUGACUGUCAUCGUACUCAAUCUUCACUACAAGGGCAAUCACGGGAAGGAGGUCCCGAAAAUCAUCCGGCAAUUAUUCUUCGGUAUUCUUGGGAAACUGGUCCUCGUUAAAUUACCUAAGACGUCCACUGCAACAGUCUCUCCAUCCCCGACAACGCCUAAAAUCAUAGAGGUCCAAGCAUUCGAUUUCGAAUCGAAAACCAGCAGCCUCGAGAAUGGAAAACAAAAUAAUAAGAAAUUGGAUGAAACGAAUCUUUAUGAAAACAAUAAAAACGUACGCUCGACUGAUUCCGAUUCCACACUGAACGCUAGUGAGCUGAUACACAUCCUGAGGAAGCAGUUAGACUCACUGUCCAAGAUCGAGAAGUUCAUGCGUGAUCACAACAAGUGGGAGGAAAAUGUGGCAGAGUGGCAACUUGUAGGCCAAAUUGUGGACCGGAUCUUCCUUUUCUUCUUCAUACUCAUCAGCUUUAUCACCACAAUAACAAUUUUUGUCCAGACAUCGUCUAAUUGA
Pecten maximus is the source of this 1633-nucleotide messenger RNA. Its product is annotated as neuronal acetylcholine receptor subunit alpha-9-like. The transcript is spliced from 7 exons. Gene Ontology annotation, molecular function: neurotransmitter receptor activity; transmembrane signaling receptor activity; extracellular ligand-gated monoatomic ion channel activity. Gene Ontology annotation, biological process: nervous system process; signal transduction; regulation of membrane potential. Lineage: Eukaryota; Metazoa; Mollusca; Bivalvia; Pectinida; Pectinidae. Bases 179 to 1633 code for a protein of 484 amino acids. The record is from RefSeq and is a predicted model, not a curated record. Gene Ontology annotation, cellular component: membrane; synapse; neuron projection.